AUGUCUGAAUAAAAGCAGCCAAAUAUUAUCAAUUACUUCUAGCAAUACAAAUAAGGCAUUCAGAAUGCUUUCAAAAUAUUGGAAGAGGUAGAUUUUGAAUUGCCAGAAGAGGAAGUGAAGCAAAAGAUUCCAAAAUAGAUUGAAGAUUAAAAACAACCGAUAGAACCUAAAUUCAUUUCACAAGCAGAUACAAAAAGAGCGCUUGAGAAUAUUGAUAAAUUAAUUUGUUAAUUAUAAUUAGUAACACCAUUAUAUAGUGAUCCAAAAUAUUUAAAUUUCGAGUCAAAUGAUAGGACUAAAAGGUAGACUUAGAUGAAGCAUCAAUAAAUGUGGGAUCAAAUCAAGUUGCAGCAGAAAGAGCGAUUCGCGAAGUUUUAAGAUUAAGAAAUCUUGGAGAGAAUACUAGAAUUAGACACUUAAUUGAAAGAGGAUUAUGAAUACAACUUCUAAUUUUCAAGUGGCACUCAAAAAAAGACAAUUUAAAUCAAAUAUCACGAUGUUUUAAAAUUAAAUCCACCCAAUUAUUUGAAUGAUGGAAUUAUAAACUUUUAUUUAAAAUUUUAUCGAGUUCGAAUUACUCGAUGAAUCCUUGAGAUCCAAAAACAUACAUUUUUAACACUUAUUUUGUGGAGAAACUAUGUCCCUUUGACAAAUUGCAGACAAUCUAAUAGAAUGACAAUCAUAGAAUAAAUGAGCUUUUCAAGCAAUCCUAUGAGCAUAUAAAGAGAUGGGUCAAAGAAGAUUUGACUGAAAAAGAGUAUUUACUAUUUCCCAUCAAUUUACCUGAGCAUUGGUCUCUCCUGAUCGCUCAUAAACAAAGCAAAUCUUUU
This is a messenger RNA of Paramecium tetraurelia, 830 nucleotides long. RefSeq lists its product as uncharacterized. The transcript is spliced from 3 exons. Lineage: Eukaryota; Ciliophora; Oligohymenophorea; Peniculida; Parameciidae. The record is from RefSeq and is a predicted model, not a curated record.